CGGAAGAGGGCAGUGCGGUACCAGCUGGACUGUCCCCUGUAUAGACAUGAUGACACACGGAGCUAUUUCACCCCCCUGGCUUUUCAUUCGUGAGGACACCUGCCUCCUCGCAAAGGCGGCGAGGAAAUCCUGAAGGCAGCUACGACCAAACAGAAAUGGGGAGGGGGUAAAUUGGCAGAGGGAGACGCUCACCACCCCAGCUCCAGCGGAAACACGGCUUCCCUGCUUUUAAAUCUCCGGCCCUCAGGAGAGCCAGCGUUGGUUUGCAGCUGCAAGAAAAGGAGAAAUCGAACAACUCGUGGGGCUGGUCAGAGAGGAGCAAGAAAGCUCCCGGCAGACGAGGACCCCGAGAGGAUGUUAACAAUCCAGUUCUCGCUGGUUGCGAUGACUUUAGUAUUCAAAGGGGCCACUGGAGUGUCGGUGAUGCAGACGCAAGGCCCCAUGACUGUGUCCGAGGGGGAAGGUUUGCGCCUCAAUUGUAGCUAUGAUGAUGCCGCAGUGUAUGCCGUCUUCUGGUACGUGCAGUUCCCCAGCCAGCACCCCCGGCUCCUCCUGAGGGACCUGGGACGGGAGAACUCGGAUGAAGGGAUCAGAAAAGGGUUCGAUGCCACCCAUGAUAAAAAGCUCAAAUCCUUCCACCUGUGGAAAGCGUCCGGCGAAGUGAGCGACUCCGCGACCUAUUACUGCGCGGCGAGCGACACAGUGACACGGACCGGCAGGGAGCUGAGCAAAAACCGCGCAGGGUCUGUGCGGAGCAUCGGGAAGGCGGGCACCGGGGUCUGGGAGGGGAAGGGAGAAGCGGCGCAAUCACAGAACUUGGAUCAGGUCUCUCUGUGGCCCCGGGCAGAGCCGAGAUCCGCACAAGCUUUGGAGGGAGCCGAGCUGAAUCUCACCUGUUCCCACCCCGCCAUCAAGGCGAGUGACAGCACAGUCUGGUACCGGGAGCUCCCGAACACGGGACCCGAGUUUGUUGUUAGCGGAUACAAGGAAACCACUAAGACCCUCGAGCCGGCGGGAGCCCUGCACAUCUCCGUUGACAGAGAAUCCAGCAGCCUGGCCCUGCGCCGUGGCCAAGGUGCUGGAUUUUCUCUCUGCGGGAAUGAGCAAGGCUCCCUCUGGGUAGAUACUAUUAAAAAUCCCUUCGUAUCCAGAGCCUAUAUACUGGGGACCUCGGUUCGGGAACUGUCGGUACCAAAUUAUAAGUUCACUGAUGACGGAACCGAGAGAGCAGGGGAGGUUCAGUUCGGCUCCCUCUAG
Messenger RNA from Dermochelys coriacea (leatherback sea turtle), 1257 nucleotides. RefSeq lists its product as uncharacterized. The record is from RefSeq and is a predicted model, not a curated record. Lineage: Eukaryota; Metazoa; Chordata; Testudines; Dermochelyidae. Bases 355 to 1257 code for a protein of 300 amino acids. The transcript has 4 exons.